AUGAUUGUCGUCCAGACGGCGAGGUCCAAUGGUCUAAUGAGUCCAGAUUUGAAUGGACCCAAUUGGGGACCAGGGUCCGAAUGCAGAAGGCGGUUACGGAGGUUACAGGGAGGUCAGGGAAUCGAAGCCGUCACCCCUCCAGAUCUACAUGGAGAGUGGGUGUCAAGCAGCUGCGAAACAAGACCGGGACCUUCCUACCUCACCCGUCGGUACAAGUUCCAUUCAGACCACAGCUUCACCUUCUACCAGUUCUACUACUCGGACCACCAGUGCCAGUCACCGGCCUAUUCCUACCGGAUCCGGGGCCAGCUCACCGUCGGUGGACUGACUUUUACCCUCGAUGGGGCAAACGAAGCCAUGUACGAGCUGGAGAAGGUGUCAUUGACAGUGUUCCAGGACAGAUUCGCCAUGGUGCUGGCUCGUCAAUUAAAUGGUAGCUGUCCGGGAAUGGUGGAACCGAACCAACCGCUUGCUAUUUUCAGGAAGUACGUCGUGCUUGAUAACUCACGAGACGUCGUCCAGAUAGACUGUACGCCAGGACUGGGAUUCACCAUGAACGAACUCCAGUUGAUACGCCAGGAGGUAUACCAGCGAAGGGUGGAGAACUCGGGCAUUGUCCGAAGGUCGGAGUCACUCUACUUAGGAGAUAUCCACACGGACUUUGGACAGAGGGUGAUCUACAGAUCGAAAGGAUACCAGACGCCCCUGAGAAGAUACGAUGAUGAUAGCGAGGUAAGGACGGUUAUGGCAUGGGGGUCGUAUUAG
Messenger RNA from Lytechinus pictus (painted urchin), 765 nucleotides. Its product is annotated as protein APCDD1-like. The record is from RefSeq and is a predicted model, not a curated record. Gene Ontology annotation, molecular function: Wnt-protein binding. Gene Ontology annotation, cellular component: plasma membrane. The coding region runs from base 1 to 765 and encodes 254 amino acids. Lineage: Eukaryota; Metazoa; Echinodermata; Echinoidea; Temnopleuroida; Toxopneustidae. Gene Ontology annotation, biological process: negative regulation of Wnt signaling pathway. The transcript has 3 exons.